UUGAAUGCGCGCGUUGGUCGGAGGCGUGGCUCUGGAGUAACUCCUUGCUAUCCUCCUGUCGUCUCCGCAGACGCGGUCUGUGAGUUUGGAGAGGCCGGGCAAGGCGCGGGCUUCCCACCCUGGAAAGUUUGCAGCGGGGCGGAGUGCAGACCCGCUCUGUGCUCCUCCGGGCACGACCCUCCUGUGGGAACGGAAGCUGAGCCUGGCCGCCAUGGAUCGCUGGGCUGUGCGCCCGGCCCUCGCUUCUGCGUCUUGAAUGCUUCUCCGUGACCUGCUCUGAGCUCUGCUGUUGUGUGCUGUGAGGGGACCUCAGGGAAACGCUGAAAUCAAGACAUGGAUGCAGUGACUUUUGAUGAUGUACAUGUGAACUUCACUGGGGAAGAGUGGAAUUUGCUGGAUCCUUUCCAGAAGAAUCUCUACAAUGAUGUGAUGUUGGAAACCUACAUGAACCUCAAAGCUAUAGGCUAUAAUUGGGAAGACCAUCAUCUUGAAGAACAUUGUCAAAGUAGUAGAAGACAGGAAAGGUAUACCUUGUGUCACAAUGGGUCAAAACCAUGUGAGCAUAGAGAUAUUGAAAGAAGCAACAUAAAAUGUUUGUUCUAGAUCAAUGAGAAGAUAUGUAAUAUUCUGCCUUUUAUAGACAUUAGCAAAAUUAUAGAUAUUUGUAGUUAAUUGGUUUUCUAGUUUUACAAGGGACCAUCUCCAAACUCAUACUGUAGAAAACCUUUAUGCUUAUUAGGAAUUUGUAACAUCUUCUGUGUGUCCUAGUUCACAGUCAAAUGUGUUGUAAUUCACACUACAGGAAAAGUAUUAAUGCAUUCAGUAUUAUAAAGAUCAGAGCUGGGGGUAAGGGAUGGGACCAUGUAUGGGGAGAGACGGAAGAGAAACCCAGGAGAAUGUGUGGAAAUAUGCAGCUCUUGGGAGUGAGUGGUGGUAGAGAAUUUCUGGCAAGUUCCAGAGUCCUGGGAUGUGAGAGACUUCCAGGAGUCAACGUGGGUGACCUUAGCCAAAAUGCCUAAUACUGGAGAGAUAGAACCUGGACAAUCCACCUCCAGUAGACAGGGCCCCCAGUGGACAGAUGGGGGCACCAACCCACCCUUGAAAUGUUUGACCCAGAAUUGUUCCUGUCUAAAAGAAAUGCAGAGACCUAAGGAAUGGCUAACCAGUGACUGUGACAUCCUCUAGCCCAUUGUUCUCAGAGAAUAGCCGCCCAGACACCUGACCAUCAGCCUCCUGCAGAACAAGCAGAACCAGUUUCCAGCCUUUAGGGGAGAGGCUUGGCCUGCCUAUUUAUCUUUGGAG
Molecule: messenger RNA, 1302 nt
Organism: Apodemus sylvaticus (European woodmouse)
Lineage: Eukaryota; Metazoa; Chordata; Mammalia; Rodentia; Muridae
Product: zinc finger protein 431-like
Exons: 5
Coding region: 334-603 (89 amino acids)
Biological process (GO): regulation of DNA-templated transcription
Source: RefSeq, a predicted model, not a curated record